Lichtheimia ornata is the source of this 651-nucleotide messenger RNA. RefSeq lists its product as uncharacterized. Lineage: Eukaryota; Fungi; Mucoromycota; Mucoromycetes; Mucorales; Lichtheimiaceae. Gene Ontology annotation, biological process: endoplasmic reticulum membrane organization. Gene Ontology annotation, cellular component: plasma membrane; endoplasmic reticulum membrane. The transcript has 4 exons. Bases 1 to 651 code for a protein of 216 amino acids. Gene Ontology annotation, molecular function: FFAT motif binding. The record is from RefSeq and is a predicted model, not a curated record.
AUGACCGCGCGCAUGGAACCAGACCAGUACUUGACGUUUCAACGUCCUUUGACACAACUCGUCACUGAAAAGCUGCUCAUUCACAAUGACAAUGAUGUCCCUUUGGCUUUCAAGGUCAAGACCACAGCCCCUCGCCAAUACUGUGUCAGACCUAACGCCGGUUUGAUAGAAGCCCGUUCACACCAAGAAGUCAAGAUCAUGUUGCAACCUUUCCGUGUAGAGCCAGAGCCUGAUUACAACUGCAAAGACAAAUUCCUUGUUCAAACGAUUCUUGUCUCGGAUCCUAGUGUUCAAGAGAAACCCAUUAACGACUUGUGGGCACACAUGGAAACGGUUGCCAAGGAUCAAAUCCAACAACACAAGCUGCGAUGUGCUUACGUACCUGAGAAUGAAAAAGAAGCUCCUGCUCCUGCAGAAGAAAAGGCACCUGAACCACAAACGGCUAAGGAAGAAAUGGAACGUGCCAGCGAUGAAUUACAAGCCAUGCAAAAGAAGAUUCAGGCAUAUGAACAAGAAUUGGCAUCGAUGAAGAAGAACGUGGUACACCAAGAACCAUCCAAAGGCAUCCAGGUUCCCUUACAUGUGCUCCUUAUGGUCGCCGUCGCUGUUUUUGCCGUCACCUAUGCCUUGCUUUCAUCCACUAAGCAGUAA